CAAUCGCGUAAGCGUUAAUCAAUCCCUUUUGGUCCUCGCUGUGCUCCGUAGCACGCAGUUGACUCAACAACGUGCAAAGAGAGUUGAGAGGACUUUUGGUUUGAACAAUUUUAACAGCAGAGAGCGGUGAGUCAACUCAGUAACAGCCAUGGCAGAAAAUAAAGAGAUGUCUCCAAUUGAGCUUAAAGUGGCUCAACAAAUCGAGUACUACUUCGGGGAUCACAAUCUUCCGAGAGACAAGUUUCUCAAAGAACAACUGACACUUGACGACGGCUGGGUCACUUUAGAGACGAUGCUGAAGUUCAACAGACUGAAGUCUUUGACCUCUGAAAGCAGCGUCAUCGUUGCAGCACUCCAGAAAUCAAAGACUGGCCUCUUGGAAAUCAGCGAGGACAAGACUAAAGUCAGGAGGGCUCUGGACAAACCCUUACCUGAAGUGAAUGAUGAAUACAAAGAUGCACUUAAGCACAAAUCUGUGUACAUUAAAGGUUUUCCUUUAGAAACCACUCUUGAUGAGAUCCAGGAGUGGCUGAAUGGGAAAGGAACCAUAGAGAACAUUCUGAUGAGGAGAAAUUUGCAAAGGCAGUUCAAGGGAUCAGUGUUUAUCUGUUUUGACACAGAAGAGGCGUCGAAGACGUUCCUUGAACGUGAAGACAUCAAAACUUUCAAAGACAAUGAGAUGCUUGUGCUAUCAAGGGAAGCCUACCAUACAAAGAAAGCCGAGGAGAGAAAAAACUCCAAAGCACAGACAAAGGCAAAAGCUAAACAGGACAAGGUGCAACAGCAGAAAAAUGCAGAAGAUAAAGAAAUGGGUGCACUCUUGGAUGAGCAGACUGGUUGCUUGUUGCGGUUCUCAGGAGAGCUUGAAGAUGUUUCAAGAGAGGACUUUCAUGAGUUAUUUUCUGGCCAUGGAAAGAUAAAGUGGGUUGAUUUUACAAGAGGGGCCAAAGAGGGAACGCUCCUUUUCGAUGGAAAUGCAAAGGAAGCGUUUGAUAAGGCCAAAGAGGCAAACGGAGGGGACUUGAAAAUCAAGGACAACAGUGUUGAAUGGCAGGUGCUCGAGGGAGACGAGGAGAAAGAGGAGCUGAAAAAGAUAAUCGAAGCUCAACAGGAAUCAUACAGCAGGAUCAAAGGCAGAGGUGGCAGAGGAAGAUCAGGUGGCAGAGGAAGAGGAGGCCGAAGGGGAAGAGGUGGCAGAGAUCAAGGCAGGAGCCAGUACAGGGGCAAGAAGACGAAAUUUGACAGUGAUGAUGAUGAACCUGCAGCCCCAAAGAGAGAACUAGAGGACGCAGAUGGUCCUGCAGCAAAGGUUGCCAAAACUGAAAAUGGAUCUUAAUCAAAACAUCACACUCAUAGUUUCUCUUUUUUUUUUGAAAACCUUUAUUAUAAACAUUGAAAAGACAGAGGGAACUUAAUCCAUUCCAGUCAAGGUGUCAGGCUGUGGAAAACCGUAAGAAGUCCACCUGAAUGUCAACCUAGAGAAGAUUUGGCAAAGUGUUUCGUCAGUUUUCAGCCUUUUAAGUCCCUGUAUAUUGUUGUGCCUCUGACAUCCGUUGUGUGACUAUUUUUGCUUUCUUAAGAUGCUUUUUAUUUUAACAUAUUCAACAUAAAUCUACUCUUUGACCGUAAUAUAAUUUUGCGUCACCAAAUAGUUGGUUUUGUAAGACCAUUGAUAUUUAGAAUCAGUUUGCCAUUGUGUUUUUUCUUGUAGAUUUCACACAUUGAGUGAUGAGAACUACUUUGCUAUUUUUUUAAGUUUGCAUAUGUGAAUAGCAAAUAAAAUCAUUUA
This is a messenger RNA of Labrus bergylta (ballan wrasse), 1789 nucleotides long. RefSeq names its product small RNA binding exonuclease protection factor La (gene ssb). Lineage: Eukaryota; Metazoa; Chordata; Actinopteri; Labriformes; Labridae. Gene Ontology annotation, cellular component: ribonucleoprotein complex; nucleus. Gene Ontology annotation, biological process: tRNA processing. Gene Ontology annotation, molecular function: mRNA binding. The record is from RefSeq and is a predicted model, not a curated record.